Molecule: messenger RNA, 207 nt
Organism: Helobdella robusta
Lineage: Eukaryota; Metazoa; Annelida; Clitellata; Rhynchobdellida; Glossiphoniidae
Exons: 1
Biological process (GO): protein ubiquitination
Molecular function (GO): ubiquitin protein ligase activity; metal ion binding
Source: RefSeq, a predicted model, not a curated record
UUCAAGACAGCGAAGGUCUUGGAGUGCAUGCACACGUUCUGCGAAGAAUGUCUCACUCGUCAUUUCAACUCUGUCAACAGCAGCAGACUCGUCAUGACGACAAACUUUCCAUGCCCAACCUGCAGAAAAACGAUUUAUAUUCCAAAUAAAGGAAUAUCAGCUUUUCCUACUGAUUUGAAAAUCAAACAAAUUUUGGAAUUUAUUGAA